Molecule: messenger RNA, 789 nt
Organism: Pistacia vera
Lineage: Eukaryota; Viridiplantae; Streptophyta; Magnoliopsida; Sapindales; Anacardiaceae
Product: copper transporter 1-like
Exons: 1
Coding region: 83-529 (148 amino acids)
Biological process (GO): intracellular copper ion homeostasis; copper ion transmembrane transport
Cellular component (GO): plasma membrane
Molecular function (GO): copper ion transmembrane transporter activity
Source: RefSeq, a predicted model, not a curated record
AUCACCACAAUAAGAGGAUAGAAAUUAGAAAGAAUCCAAAUUCCAACCAAUUUCAAGCUGCAGCUGAGAGAGAGACCUAGCCAUGGAUGGCAUGGAUCAUGGGAUGGCAUCACCACCGUCAUCCAUGAACAUGAACAACAACACUGGGAUGAUAAUGACGAUGCACAUGACCUUCUUCUGGGGCAAAAACUCUCAGAUUCUCUUCUCAGGUUGGCCUGGAACAAGCUCUGGGAUGUAUGCGUUAGCCUUGAUCUUUGUUUUCGUUCUGGCUGUCCUUGUUGAGUGGCUCUCUCAUUGCAGAUUGAUCAAACCUGAAUCCAACCAUGUGGUCGCCGGUUUUAUUCAGACUUCCUUGCACACUAUGAGGGUUGGUCUUGCUUACUUGGUGAUGCUGGCGGUCAUGUCUUUUAACGGAGGCGUGUUCUUGAUUGCUGUGGUUGGACAUACUUUGGGUUUUUUGCUUUUUGGCAGUCGAUUAUUCAAAAAAUCAACUCCUCCUUCUAAAACCUCUGAUCUUCCUCCUUGCUGAUGAUGGAAGAAAUUAAUUAAUACAGUCAAGUUUUAUAUCACAUCACUGGUUCUCUGGAAUUUGGAUGUGCAGUUUUCUUCUGGGCUUUAUUUGUUUUUCUUUGUACUGUUCUUACUUUUCUGUACAAAUUAAAAAUGAAAUGGUGUGAUUGUUGAUAGCUUCCAGUUUGAUGCCUUAAAUUACUGUGAACCAGUUGUAAGAACAUAAAAUAAUCCAGUAUCUGUAUUCUUGGUUAUGCAUAUAACUUCCAUUUUUAUGUA